Molecule: messenger RNA, 2077 nt
Organism: Pteronotus mesoamericanus
Lineage: Eukaryota; Metazoa; Chordata; Mammalia; Chiroptera; Mormoopidae
Gene: NOS1AP
Product: nitric oxide synthase 1 adaptor protein
Exons: 12
Coding region: 32-2077 (681 amino acids)
Molecular function (GO): nitric-oxide synthase binding
Source: RefSeq, a predicted model, not a curated record
CCGGCCGCCCCUUCCCGCCGCCGCGCUCGCCAUGCCCAGCAAGACCAAGUACAACCUUGUGGACGACGGGCACGACCUGCGGAUCCCGCUGCACAACGAGGACGCCUUCCAGCACGGCAUCUGCUUCGAGGCCAAGUACGUCGGGAGCCUGGACGUGCCGCGGCCCAACAGCAGAGUGGAGAUCGUGGCUGCCAUGCGCCGGAUCCGGUACGAGUUCAAGGCGAAGAACGUCAAGAAGAAGAAAGUGAGCAUCAUGGUUUCGGUGGACGGAGUGAAGGUGAUUCUGAAGAAGAAGAAGAAGUUUCUUUUGUUGCAGAAGAAGGAGUGGACGUGGGACGAGAGCAAGAUGCUGGUGAUGCAAGACCCCAUCUACAGGAUCUUCUACGUCUCCCAUGACUCCCAGGACUUGAAGAUCUUCAGCUACAUCGCCCGGGACGGUGCCAGCAACGUCUUCAGGUGCAACGUCUUCAAGUCCAAGAAGAAGAGCCAAGCGAUGCGGAUCGUCCGGACGGUGGGGCAGGCCUUCGAGGUGUGCCACAAGCUGAGCCUGCAGCACACGCAGCAGAGCGCGGACGGCCAGGAGGACGGGGACAGCGAGAGGGGCAGCCGCGGCUCCGGGGACGCAGGCCGCCAGCUCCCGGGAGCCGAGAGGGCCAGCGCCGCCGCCGCCGCGGAGGAGACGGACAUCGAUGCCGUGGAGGUGCCGCUGCCCGGGGCGGAUGGCCUGGACUUCAGCCGAGGGGUGACCGACCUGGACGCCGUAGGGAAGGACGGCAGCUCCCACGCAGACUCCAAGGUGGCGCCGCCGGAGCCCGUGCCCACAGCCUCGCCCAGGAUGCUGCUGCCCCCGUCCUCCACACAGGACCCGGCUGCGAGGACGCCCCUGUCCUCGCGUCACCAGCUGCAGCUCCUGCAGCAGCUCCUCCAGCAGCAGCAGCAGCAGACGCAAGUGGCCGUGGCCCAGGUUCACCUGCUGAAGGAUCAGCUGGCGGCGGAGGCCGCGGCGAGGCUGGAGGCGCAGGCCCGCGUACACCAGCUCCUGCUGCAGAACAAGGACGCGCUGCAGCACGUGUCGCUGCUGGUCCGGCAGGUGCAGGAGCUGGAGCUGAAGCUGUCGGGACAGAACGCCAUGGGAUCGCAGGACAGCUUGCUGGAGAUCACCUUCCGCUCCGGAGCCCUGCCGGUGCUCUGCGACCCCACGACCCCCAAGCCCGAGGACCUGCCCUCGUCGCCGCUGGGCGGGGGCCUGGCCGACCUGGCCCCGCCAGCAGGCAGCCCCUUAGUGGACCACAGCAUGUUUGAGAAUUUGAACGCAUCCCUCACGCCAAAGCUGCAGUCCAGCCGCUCCGUGCCCCACUUGUCCCGGCCGGCGGCCCCCUCGGCGGCGGCCCCGGGGUCGGUGGAGCCUGGUGCGCCGGGCCUCUGGGUGGGCAGCGGCCAGCACCUCCGGAACCUGGGCAGAGCCGUGGGGGCCAAGGUGAAUGACCUGUUGCGGAGGAGGGAGCCCUGGGGCCUGGGUGGCAUCGGCGCCACGGAGGUCAACCGGACGGCGGAGGCCCAGCUGGCAGGUGCGGCCGACAGGGAGGAUGACAGGGCGGCCGGGCCGGAAGUGUUCCCGCGGCUGGAGCCUCCGCCUCCCAUCACCCGGAAGCGGACCCCCCGGGCCCUGAAGACCACGCAGGACAUGCUGAUCUCGUCCCAGCCCGUCCUCGGCGGCCCGGAGGACGGGAUGGAGCUGUCCCCCGGGCAGCCCCAGGGCCCCCCGCCCAGCGCCCAGCCGGACCCAGCUGGCGCCUCCCGGCCAGAGGCCACCGCGGAACCAGCCCUGCCCAACGGCGAGGUGUCCCUGUCGGUGCCCGACCUGAUCCACCAGGACAGCCCGGACGGGGCCGAGCCGAAGGCCACCGAGGGCAGGAGGGCCUCGCUCCCCGGCCCCAGCGAGGGCGCCAGCCCCCCGCGCCGCCUGAGCCCCGCGGGCCCGGCCGAGCCGCCGCAGGACAGCAGCCCCCGUGCCGGCGCGCGGACCUGCAGCCCGGACUGCGAGGGGCCUCACCCCGACCUGCUGUCCUUUGAGUAG